Molecule: messenger RNA, 1786 nt
Organism: Terrapene triunguis (Three-toed box turtle)
Lineage: Eukaryota; Metazoa; Chordata; Testudines; Emydidae
Gene: SERPINF2
Product: serpin family F member 2
Exons: 9
Coding region: 147-1751 (534 amino acids)
Biological process (GO): negative regulation of fibrinolysis; negative regulation of endopeptidase activity
Molecular function (GO): serine-type endopeptidase inhibitor activity
Source: RefSeq, a predicted model, not a curated record
UGGGAAGGGGAGGGCUCUGUGCUGCAGGCCAGCUAUUGAGGGGGCAACUCUAGUGAUCAGCUCUGACAUUGCACUUUCCACCCACAACCCUCUACAGGCAGCACCUGCUGAAUCCUUGCAGCUCCCUAAAAGGCAGAAAUACCGCGAUGCUGCUCUGGGGUCUGCUGCUCUGCUUGUCCACUCUGCACGAUAGCCCAGGGUUUCCUUUGGCACAUGCCCUUGAGAUGGAGACUCCCCCCUCUGACCACGCCGACCCGCAGGAGAGCCCUGAGCACUCUGAAGAGGCUGGAGCCUUAGAAGGAGAUCCACAGUUUGUUCCCACCACCACUCUUCUGCCAGGAGUGGAUCCAACCCUGUCAAAUGCUGCAGUGUCGGAUUCCACCUCUGACACCUGGGAAGACAUCCAUGGGCCUACACUGCCACUUCCUACCACUACCAGCACCACAAGCCCCGGGGCUGGCCUCACAAGCUCAGGGGGCCAUCUUAUCACCGGGACAGUAGGAGAUCACAAGCAGGUGCUGGAGGUGCAAGAAGUUGAUUCCUCUGAAGAGGAGGGAGAAGGUCAAGAGAGAGGCUGUGACAUGUCUCAGGAGCAGACACGCAGGCUAGCAGAAGGUCUGAUGAAAUUCACCAUCGAUCUCCUGACAGAGGUCCAGAUGGAGACCAGCAAACCCAAUGUGAUCCUGUCUCCCCUCAGCAUCACCCUGGCAUUGUCCCAGCUGGCACUAGGAGCAGCAAACCAGACAGAGAAACGCCUGCUGGAGGCGCUGCACCUGGAAUCAGUGCCCUGUCUCCAUCACCUGCUGAGCAGCAUUCGCAGGCAGCUCACAGGGUCCAUGCUCAGUGUAGCUUCACGCAUCUAUCUGCAGAAAGGGUUUGAGGUUAAAGAGAAAUUCUUGGAGAACUCAGAGCGAUUCUAUGGGGCAAAGCCUGUGACCCUGUCUGGGAACAAUGAAAAUGACCUCAUAGCCAUAAACAAGUGGAUAAAGGAGGCAACUGAAGGGCAGAUAUCCACUUUCCUGGAUCAGCUCCCUGCAAGCACUGUGAUGCUCCUACUCAAUGCUGUCCACUUCCAAGGAUUUUGGAGGCAUAAGUUUGACCCCAGCCAGACUGGGCCAGAUGUGUUCCACCUUGACGACCAGUUCAUAGUUCCAGUUGAGAUGAUGAAAGCUCAGAAAUAUUCCCUGAGCUGGUUUACUCUGGAUCCCCUGGAGGUUCAGGUAGCCAGGUUUCCCUUUAAGGGCAACAUGAGUUUUGUGGCCAUUGUCCCAAACCAGUUUAAGUGGAACGUCUCCCAGGUGCUGGCGAACCUCAGCCAUGACAAGCUGCACAGCCGCUUCCCCAAGGAGAAGCCCACCAUGGUAAAGAUGCCCAAACUGCAUGUAGAUUACCAGCUUGAACUCAACCAAGUCCUCAGCCAACUAGGCCUCGGGGAGUUGUUUUCCGCCCCAGACCUGCAGAAGAUCACAGAUGAGCCUCUCUUUGUAUCUAGCAUCCAGCACCAGUCCACCCUGGAGCUUGCAGAAGAUGGCGUGGAGGCAUCAGCUGCCACUAGUGUCAUGAUGUCUCGUUCACUCUCCACUUUCAGCCUCAACCAACCCUUUCUCUUCAUUAUCUUUGAGGAGACAACAGGCAUCCCACUCUUUGUGGGCAGCAUCCAGAACCCCAACCCCAGCGCUGCCCAACAGAAAAAAGAGCCACAGGACUCACCUAACCUGAAAAAUGGCAUCAAAAAUAGUAUCCCCAAAUAAGGGAGGAGCAGUGCCUAGGAGUCCUGGGACUGCUG